This is a messenger RNA of Hemicordylus capensis (graceful crag lizard), 1609 nucleotides long. RefSeq names its product keratin 8 (gene KRT8). NCBI's taxonomy places the organism in Eukaryota, Metazoa, Chordata, Lepidosauria, Squamata, Cordylidae. The transcript is spliced from 9 exons. The record is from RefSeq and is a predicted model, not a curated record. The coding region runs from base 94 to 1572 and encodes 492 amino acids. Gene Ontology annotation, cellular component: keratin filament.
CCUAGCCUUCAGCACCCUGCUGCCUUCCAGUGCCUGGCCAGCUCUCUCCUCUGAUUGACAGCAUCCCGUGGAGGGGGGGGGGGAAAGAGAGAGAUGUCUAUCAAAGUAACCCAGAAGACCUACCGGAGCAGCACCUCCAAUGCCCCGGUGCGCUCCUUCAGCAGCCGCUCUUAUACGUCAGGCCCUGUCAGUAGCUCCCGAAUCAGUACCUCCUAUGCCUCCUCCAGCUAUGGGGGCAGCAGGUUUGGAGGCGGCGGCGGCAGCUUCCGAGGGCCAGCCAUGGGCCUGGGAGCAGGGUCUGGGGGGGGCAUCACGGCCGUGAGCGUGAACAAGAGCCUUCUGGCGCCCCUCAACCUGGAGAUUGAUCCCCACAUCCAGCAAGUGAGGACUCAGGAGAAGGAAGAGAUCAAGACCCUCAACAACAAGUUUGCCAACUUAAUUGACAAGGUUCGCUUCCUGGAGCAGCAGAAUAAGAUGCUAGAGACCAAAUGGAGCAUCCUGCAGAACCAGAAGACCACCCGAAGCAACAUGGACAGUAUGUUCGAGGCCUAUAUUAACAACCUUCGUCGGCAGCUGGAUGGCUUGGGCCAGGAGAGAGGGAGGCUGGAUGCUGAGCUGGCCAAUAUGCAAGGGCUUGUGGAGGACUUCAAGUCUAAAUAUGAAGACGAAAUCAACCAUCGUACUGAGAAGGAAAAUGACUUUGUUCUUCUGAAGAAGGAUGUGGAUGAGGCCUACAUGAAUAAGGUUGAACUGGAGUCCCGUCUGGAAUGUUUAUCAGAUGAGAUAAACUUCUUGAGGCAGCUGUAUGAUGAGGAGCUCCGUGUAAUGCAGUCUCAGAUCAGCGAUACUUCCGUGGUUCUGUCCAUGGACAACAAUCGCAGUCUGGACUUGGACGGCAUAAUUGCUGAGGUCAGAGCGCAGUAUGAAGAGAUUGCUGCCAAGAGUCGGGCCGAGGCAGAGAGCAUGUACCAAAUCAAGUAUGAGGAGCUCCAGACAAUGGCGGGCAGGCAUGGAGAUGACCUCCGCAAUACCAAGAACGAAAUCAAUGAGCUCAACAGGCUGGUCAGCCGGAUACAGUCGGAAAUCGAAAGUUUGAAAGGCCAGCGUGCAAACCUGGAAGCUGCCAUCGCUGGAGCGGAGGAGCAGGGAGAGCUGGCAGUCAAGGAUGCCACCAACAAACUAAGUGAGCUGGAAGCUGCCCUCAACAAAGCCAAGCAGGAUAUGGCUCGCCAGCUGCGGGAAUACCAGGAGCUGAUGAAUGUCAAGCUGGCCCUGGAUAUUGAGAUCGCCACCUACAGGAAGCUGCUGGAAGGCGAGGAGAACCGGUUGGAGUCAGGCAUGCAGAACCUGAGCAUUCAAACCAAAACAACCGGCUAUUCAGGUGGCCUGUCCAGCGGAUUCAGUAACUAUGGUGGUGGAUACAGCAGUUCCUACUCAAGCAGCGGCUACUCCACAAAUUCCUACCCUCUGGAGAGUUCAGCUGUCACCAAGACCAAGGCCAUUGUCAUCAAGAAGAUUGAAACCCGGGAUGGGAAGCUGGUGUCUGAAUCCUCUGAUGUGCUGUCCAACUAAGCUGUUGUUACUUUCGGAAUGAAAAACCCACAACCGA